Messenger RNA from Alternaria arborescens, 420 nucleotides. RefSeq lists its product as hypothetical. The transcript has a single exon. The record is from RefSeq and is a predicted model, not a curated record. NCBI's taxonomy places the organism in Eukaryota, Fungi, Ascomycota, Dothideomycetes, Pleosporales, Pleosporaceae. Bases 1 to 420 code for a protein of 139 amino acids.
AUGCUCGCUCUCGCGCCUCAGUCUCUGCCACUUCCAGGCGAAGCCGAGCGACCUCAGCCUCAGCACGAAGAAGCGCCAGGCGCUUCUCGCGCUUUUCAGCCUCAACCUUCUCCCACUCUUCCUCAGUCACAAACAAGCUACACUCAGCUUUCACCGAAAUACAGCCCGCACACUGCCCAGAGGCAGUGUCCACGAAACAACGAAGAUUCUUCUCCUCACACCGCUUGCAACGAAAAGUCAUCUCGUUCCCUUGCUGACGGACACGGUCAGCACGAGCCUGGCGCUGUUGAGUCGAAUUCUGGGUACGGACACGUCGAGAAGUCUGAACCUUGGGCAUGGUCAGGAGAAGUGAGGAAAGGAAAGAAGAGAGGUUACGACACCACAGGAACACCUAAACCUCCACCGCCGCCGCCGGACUAG